GCCGCAUUUUUAGCCGCCCGAUCUGAUCAAACGGAUGCUUUUUUUCAUGGCAUCACGGUAGCGCAGCUAUGGCUACAAUUCUCAAAACCUCCGAAUCCACGAUAAUAUCCGCAGCCAACCCCGUCCCGUAUACUCGAUUGCAUAUCACGCCAUUAGACGAAUCGCUGCUUAGCGUCGUUGUCCCCUCUUCUGUCCUACCUCGAGCGCGUAACAUCUCGUAUCACACCAUCGAAACCUUUCCCGACAAGCAAUACGGGUUCGUCGAUUUACCCGCGGCCGAUGCGGACAAGAUUAAAAGAAAACUAAACGGAGCCGUCCUGAGAGGAAUCAAGAUGCGUAUCGAGAAGGCUAGACCCGAACGCAUCCCCGAACCCACAGGCGCGGCUGGCGAGAGCGAAGUCAAGAAGGACAGAAAAAAGAGGAAGCGCGAAGCUGACGCGACGCCCGGAGUCGAACUCGAAGGUCGAAAAGUUAAGCGCGGGUGGACUACCUCGGAUCGCGAGAUGAUUGAGGAGAAACGGAAGACGAAGAAGGAAAAGAAAUCUAAGGAAGGGAAGAAAAAGAAGAGGGAGACCAAGUCAAAAUAUACAGAUGGGCCGGAAUGUUUGUUCAAGACGAAACUUCCAGAUACUAGAAUAUCGUCGAAAGACAAUCAAGAUCCCGACGGGUCCAAAAAGAAAAAACACAAGAGCGGUCGCGAGGUGGUCAUGCACGAGUUUGAGAAGACGACGAAGCAUCCUUCAUUUCUCAAGAGCAACGCCGAGAAGUCAAGCUUAGGGGCUGCGUCUUUUGAAGACGGCGUUGGCUGGGUGGACGAGCACGGAACCGUUGUCGAACCCGUCGCAAAUAAGAGGCCAAGCGUUAAUUCUUCCAAACCAGCGGCAGGGUCCAAGCCCUCCGAACUGGCAACUUCUGCAGAGGACGACGAUACAACAAGCAGCAGUGGCUCUUCUGAUGAUUCCGACGAUGCCGAGAUGCUCAGCCAGGCCGUAGAUAGCUCGGACGAUGAAGAAGACGACGAGCAGCCUACGAAGCCCGAGCUAGGCACGCAGAUUUUGACCAGCCCCGUAUCGAUCCUGAAGACGGGGUCCGCGAGGCCGAAAUCUUCCGGUUCAACUACCAGCCUCACUAUUAAGAUACCCCCUGUUACGCCGGCUCCUACGAAAGUGCACCCCCUCGAAGCAUUAUAUAAGCGACCUAAGGGAGGCCCUGAAAUACCCAGCGAGGCUCAACCUUUUAGUUUCUUUGAUGGAGACGAUGAUGACAUCGAAAAAGACGAGAGCGCCAUAGGUCCCUCAAGCCAGCCUCCUAUGACUCCAUUCACAAAGCAAGACUUCGAAUAUAGAAACUUGAGGAGCGCCGCGCCGACUCCGGAUACGGCACAUCCUAGUCGAACGUUCAAUCUAUGGCCGAGACAGGGCUCUGCGGACGAUAUAGCCGAGGAUGAUGAGGAAGAAGAACUAGAGGACAACGGCGAGCACGCGGGAACCAGUACCAACACCACCUAUACUGUCAGCGACGGUCAAGCUCCUGCUAGUGAUUUUCAAAGGCAGUUCUGGGAGAGCCGGGGUGAUCUGAACCGCUCUUGGAGGAGGCGGCGGAAGGCUGUUUCGAAAGAGAAGCGUUAUAGGGACAAUCGUGCUCGUGCGGAACGAGCAAUUUAAGGCAUGUAUUAUACGCGAAUUCCGGUAGUUUUAUCUUGGGUCUUGCUAUCAUACAUGUACUAUGUCCAUAUGCUCGGGCCUUAUUAGCGAACCAGA
Molecule: messenger RNA, 1760 nt
Organism: Daldinia decipiens
Lineage: Eukaryota; Fungi; Ascomycota; Sordariomycetes; Xylariales; Hypoxylaceae
Exons: 1
Coding region: 69-1664 (531 amino acids)
Source: RefSeq, a predicted model, not a curated record